CACUGAACCACUAACGAACGUCUGCUCCUCCUGCUCUGGUCUCAUUGUUCUCACGCUUCUCUCUUCCUCUGCAGCCACGAUGCUGAGGGGUCUCUCGGGCCGAUGGGGUCUUCUCCUCCUGGCUGCUAUGAUUCCUGGCAUCAGCUCUUUCUCGCCUGCCUACGACUCUGAGGGACAGCCUCAGAUCGCCCUGCCGGUCCUGCAGCCCACCGAGGCCACUCCUCCAUUAGGGACCUACAUUCUGAAAGGUCUGGAUGGGAAAACGUGUAUCAAAGCCACCAUGGGAGUGGAGUUCAUCGUCAUCCAGAAGAAGACCUGGUAUUUCAGCCUGGACCCGUCCAGGAUCAGGACGAGCGGCUACUGUGGCAAAGAAGUUGCUGUUCUCUCUCUCACGCUGCCGGGAAACGCUGCCAGUCUGCAGCUCACCUUCAAAAAGGAAAAUAAAGUUUUCUACAUCACCAAGCUGACUUCUCACCUGUCGCCUCUGCCUGUUUGCCCAAAAUGUGCCAAUAAGACGUUCUCUGGCUUGUUGGACCACGACAAGUUGUUCAAAUCCAAGAACGGUAACAGCUUCGCCUGCAAAUCUGAGAAUUUGCUUUUGAUGUCGUCCGAGCUGCAGAUCAAACUGGUCCCGCUGAAGUUUCAGGCCUUCACUCUGACCAAAGGAGGCUAUGGAAAAGAGGUGGAGUGCUGGGCUGACUACAACAAGCGGGUGCUUCCCAUCAUCAUCGGGGCCGCAGUGGUGGGCAUCCUCCUCAUCGCUGUGCUGACCUUCCUCUUCAUCAAAGACCGCAACAGACAAGGCUACGAGGAACUCUGAGGAAUUGACUCCAUCUCAAAGAAUAUUUCACACGAAGUCACAAAAGGUUUUCAAAGUCUUCUCCUGAACAUGGAUUUUAAUUUUUAUUCCACCGAUGUUUCUCAUAACAACAUAUUGUUAAAAAUGCAAAAAACAAAUAUUGUUAAAUGUAUUUAUUUGACUUCUAGUUAUUAGCUUGGAAAAUAAAUAUACUUCACAUUUUUAUUUUCUCUUUGUAACCGCUGUGAACCUGAAAUUCAGUUUGUUUUAAAUGUGUCUUUAACUUCUGUGAGGACUUUAGUUCACUGCUGAAAGUCAGUUUGUUUUAAUUUUCUUAUUUGUUGUAUUUUAAAAAGUUAUUUAAUAAAAACGGAGACUGAAAAGUAGUUAUUGAACCUUUAAAGGCCACAAGAUUAAGAAUUGUACACAAACAAAAUCCAUCAUCAACUCAGAUGGAUGCAUUCCAGGUGCCUGCUGGUCCUGGAUCUGUUUACCUACUGCACAAAACUGUGAAAUGUAUCAGAUUCUGUUUUAAAUUUGUUCUGGUUUGCGACGUCUCUCUUCUUGUCAAUAAAAUGCAAUUAAUGGUUUAA
Hippoglossus stenolepis (Pacific halibut) is the source of this 1392-nucleotide messenger RNA. RefSeq names its product lysosome-associated membrane glycoprotein 3 (gene lamp3). Lineage: Eukaryota; Metazoa; Chordata; Actinopteri; Pleuronectiformes; Pleuronectidae. The transcript is spliced from 7 exons. Gene Ontology annotation, cellular component: membrane. Bases 80 to 820 code for a protein of 246 amino acids. The record is from RefSeq and is a predicted model, not a curated record.